Molecule: messenger RNA, 342 nt
Organism: Fusarium mangiferae
Lineage: Eukaryota; Fungi; Ascomycota; Sordariomycetes; Hypocreales; Nectriaceae
Exons: 1
Coding region: 1-342 (113 amino acids)
Source: RefSeq, a predicted model, not a curated record
AUGUCUCGCCAGGAAUUGUCUUAUUUCGACAUUGUGCCUCAGUGGCAAACAACGGUUCUGCCCCAACAAGGAACAGGUGUCAACGAAUCUCCACAGAGCGCAAGCAUUGUCAGGAUGACAGAUGAAUCCGAUGCAGGCAGCGGCGACGAAAACGGGACUCAAAUAAAGUUUGCGGUCUCUGCGAAGCGACGACAAGCGCUGGAGGACAAACGCAUUGCCCAGGACAAGAUGAAUAAGCUCGAGAACCGACUCAACAGAACUACUGUCCUUUGUACCACACUGUUCUGUGUCAAUAUUGCGAUCUCUGGAGUCAUCUUUCUGAAUUCCAUGAGGAAAAAUUAA